Molecule: messenger RNA, 744 nt
Organism: Ziziphus jujuba (common jujube)
Lineage: Eukaryota; Viridiplantae; Streptophyta; Magnoliopsida; Rosales; Rhamnaceae
Product: calcium-binding protein KRP1
Exons: 1
Coding region: 259-615 (118 amino acids)
Molecular function (GO): calcium ion binding
Source: RefSeq, a predicted model, not a curated record
UCUAUCCCUGCCUUCCUUUUCUUGCUUUCUCAAUGACCUUCUCAGAAACCCCUUUGGCAGCUUCAAAACAGACCGACCUCCUUCAUUACCUGUAUCUUAGUUGUCUCCAAUGGACCCUCCUUCUUGGAAAUCCCAAACACAUCUUUCUUUAUAUACUCCUUCACUUCCUCUUCCUCCCCAAUCUUCCUCGCUUACUUUCUAUCUCUUUCUAUAUCUCUAUCUUUCCCUCCCUUUCUCACUUUCUUUCUCUAUUGUGCCAUGGCUUCACAAAACCCACAAUCCAAUUUCCAAGAUUUCUUGCCUACCAUGGCUGAUAAGCUUGGUGGGGAUGGUCUGAUAGGUGAGCUUUGUAAUGGGUUCAAUUUGUUAAUGGACUCUGAUAAAGGGGUUAUUACCUUUGAGAGCCUCAAGAAGAACUCUGCUACGCUGGGCCUUCAGGACCUGAGUGAUGAGGAUCUGCGGUGUAUGUUAGCUGAAGGUGAUUUUGACGGUGAUGGAGCACUCAAUCAGAUGGAGUUCUGUGUUUUGAUGUUCAGACUCAGCCCUGAGCUUAUGGAGGAAUCGCGUUACUGGCUUGAGGAAGCUCUUCAACAAGAAUUUAAAAAUUGUUUUUGAAAUUUUUUCAUCUUUUAAUUUUCUGGGUUUUUUUUUCUUUUGUCAUUCUUGCAAUGAUUGCUAAUUUUCCGAUGGAAAUAGUGAUAUAUACAAAAAGAAGCAAUUGCUAUUGACACAUAUUUUAGAAUA